GAGGCGAGCGCCGCGCCGGCGCCGUGACGCGCGCCAACGCCGCGGCGGGUGCGGCUGGGCUGGCGGGUGCGUGGUGUUUUGCCGCGCCCGCCCCCCCCUCCCCCCUUCCGCCACCCGGGCCCUUCCGCGCUCUAAUUCUCUUCCUGCUUGCACCAAUUGUGGCACGUUGUUACGGGCGCACACUCGGCUUUCCUCGGCGCCCGCUCGACGCAGUGCUGCUGUGGCUGACGGACCUCGCGGGCGGUGAGGUGGACCCCCUGGCCGCCUCCGAGGAGGAGUCUUCCGACAACGCGAGGCAUGGCCGUGCCUAGUUUGGUUGUUUUUUGGGAGUCCCGCGCAUUUUUCGCGGGACAGGCGCGGUUGCUUCAUUGCGUGAUGCCACCAGUUUGGGGAGCGCGUCUCGGUGGCACAGACCGUACCGCUUCUCAGGCAUCACUCUCGGCAGAGGCACUGGCGCUCGCAUGUCGCAUGUCUACAUUGGACUUUGCACGCAGCCGCGUGCGCUAAAGUUGCAUGCAGGCGCAGGUAUGACCGCCUCUCAUUCCGCGCUCUCUCGAGUCACAUGGGGCCCGCGCAUGCGCAUGGUGGUCACGCUCAUGCGCACUCCCCGUGCUCGCCCAUCCCCCUCUCGAUGUAUCUCUCGACCUCUGCGGUCCUCUGCCGCGAGCCAAUGCGGCUGCCACUAGCGGUGAGGCGGCGCGAGAGCAGCUCCCAGGGUGCAAUCGCACCAGAGGACGCUUGCGAGAGCUUGAUGCCGCGCUGGAGUGGGCGCAGGUCACGCCCUCGCUGCCGAUUGUUUUAUUGCACACUCGGGCGCUCCCUCGGGCGGCCCGCGCCUGUCG
Prorocentrum cordatum is the source of this 842-nucleotide messenger RNA. The record is from the annotation of a GenBank genome assembly. NCBI's taxonomy places the organism in Eukaryota, Dinophyceae, Prorocentrales, Prorocentraceae.